Patella vulgata (common limpet) is the source of this 990-nucleotide messenger RNA. Its product is annotated as melatonin receptor type 1B-like. Gene Ontology annotation, molecular function: G protein-coupled receptor activity. Gene Ontology annotation, biological process: G protein-coupled receptor signaling pathway. NCBI's taxonomy places the organism in Eukaryota, Metazoa, Mollusca, Gastropoda, Patellidae. The record is from RefSeq and is a predicted model, not a curated record. The annotation marks the transcript as partial. The transcript is spliced from 2 exons. Gene Ontology annotation, cellular component: membrane.
UUGGAUACCGACCCAAUUUUAGCUAUUUUAUAUAUCUGUGUACUCUGUGUAGCACUUUUUAUUGGAACCGUAGGGAAUACAUUGACCCUGGUUGUUUCAGCUGUAGCGAAGAACGUCAACAAAGUAGGCAAAGAGUUCAUCGUUAAUCUAGCUCUAGCGGACAUCUGUGUUUCAAGUUUUGCUGACCCUAUGUGUAUUCUAGGAGUGGUGAAAGGUCAAGCUUGGUUUGAUGAUAAGAUCUGGUUUUGUGAGCUGAUUUCCAGCGUCUGCUUGACAGCUUGUUUCUGUGCAUUCCUCAGUCUCAGCCUGGUCAGCACCAACCGCUAUAUAUAUGUUUGUCACAACAGUAUAUAUUAUACACUCUUCAAACGUAAGAUAUGCAUGGUCCUCUGUGUAAUAUCUUGGAUCAUAGCGUUUUUCUUUCAGUUUCCCAAUUUCAUUGGAUGGGGUGAUCAUGGAUUUGAUGGCAAGAAUCACCAGUGUAUCUGGGAUCGGACGGCAAAUUACUCCUACACACUCUUUGUAAGUAUCGCUCUGAUAGGAAGUCCACUUUUUCUCAUGAGUAUCAGCUAUGUCCUCAUCUUUUACCACAUAUACGAGACAAAGGUCAACGUCUACAGCCUCAACACUGAUGAUCCUGAUCGCCUGAAGAAAACAUGGACCCAAACCCUCCAGUCAUCACGAACGUUGUUCGUGCUAUUCCUUGUGUUUGUCUUCUGCUGGACACCCUACACUACCGUCAUCGCCAUGGAUGUCAAAGAUUCGUUACCAAUGGAAGUUCACUUGUUUGUCACCCUUCUGGCUCACCUUCACUCCAGCACUAGCUUCUUGGUUUAUUGCAUCUUCAACAAAUCCUUCCGUAAAGCUGUAGCUAAUAUCCUUUGUUGGGGUAAAAGUUCCACAACCUCUGAUACAAUGGAUACAAAAUCAACUGAGACCAGUAGAACAUCUGGUUUUGUCAAGAAGCCGGUUGAGUUUACAGAUUCUUAA